UGGAAUAAAUAAACGUCAUGAUUUUUGAACGGUCAAAUUCAUUUUCCGACUAUGAGAAAUUAGAUUUUCGUUUUUGAGACUGAACGAAUAAUUCGUGAAUUGUUGAAAUUCACAACGAAACAUAUAUAUUAUUGUAAAUGGUUGCUCUACUUUCUGAUAACAUAACAAAUAAAUUGGAAUAUUUUUUUCGAAAAAAAUAUUGGUCCCUUUCAAUGAAUGUGAACCCCUCCGAUCUACUUCCAACCCAGCCAAACCACACUUAUGGAUCGAAACUCACCCCCUUUGGAUUGUUCAAGAAUGUCUUAUUAUGUUUCGUUGUUCUUGGAGGGUUGUAUAUAAUAGUAGAUAAAGUAACGGACGAACACACGAUGAAAAUAGAGAGAAAAUCCAUGGAAAAAGAUGAAUGCGAAGAUGUUGAAGAUCAUUUAGGGCAUAAAAAAUUCAGUGAGAAUAUGUUAAAUGUUGAAAGGGAGGCUUUAAGUGCUAAUGCUCUUAGUUCGAUCAAAAGCGAUGUCGCAAGUUUGAAAAGCCAGGUUAUGAAUCUAUGGAAUAAUAUGAAUGGCGUACCAUCAACAUGCGAGAUACCUGAAAUUGAGAAUAAAAUUCGGCAUGCUAUACUAGAGAGCGAUGUAGUUGAUAGUAAAAUAAAGAAAGCCCUAGAUACAUACGAUGCUGAUAAGUUAGCCUUAUAUGAUUAUGCGGCUGAUUACGCGGGUGGUGAAAUAAUUGCUAUCCCAGAAACUACACCUUAUCCAACGAGCAAGAUAAUGCAGCUAUUCGGAUUUUUCAAGCUGACCUAUUCCUCUUCACCAAACGAAAUUAUAAAACCCAGUACUAUACCCGGGGACUGCUUCAGAUUUUACGGUUCCAAAGCAAAAAUAAUACUGAGAUUGGGUAAGAAAAUACCCGUGGGUUCUGUCACAAUGGAACACAGCCCGCUCCUGGAGGAUCAUUCUGAUGCCCCGAAGGACUUCAAAGUUUUCGGACUGACGGAUUCAGAAAAUGGCAAGAAAAUUCUGUUGGGCACUUACACUUUCAACAUACAGAAGCAUGAUUCAUCCAUCCAGAAUUUUCCGAUCAGUUCUUCGAUAUUUUCAAACAAUGACUUCGAGUACGUAGAGCUGGAAAUUCUUAGUAAUCACGGCAACGAACGGUUUACAUCCAUUUAUAGGUUUAGGGUGCACGCAGGAAAAACUAAAGAAUGAAUUAAAAUUGUUAUUUUUUACUGAAAAUAUAUGUUACGUGUAAACAUU
This is a messenger RNA of Coccinella septempunctata (seven-spotted ladybird), 1253 nucleotides long. Its product is annotated as SUN domain-containing protein 3-like. The record is from RefSeq and is a predicted model, not a curated record. Gene Ontology annotation, molecular function: protein-membrane adaptor activity. The transcript is spliced from 6 exons. Gene Ontology annotation, biological process: nuclear envelope organization. Bases 138 to 1205 code for a protein of 355 amino acids. Gene Ontology annotation, cellular component: nuclear envelope. NCBI's taxonomy places the organism in Eukaryota, Metazoa, Arthropoda, Insecta, Coleoptera, Coccinellidae.